Messenger RNA from Protobothrops mucrosquamatus (brown spotted pit viper), 3278 nucleotides. It is a transcript of the gene DACT2, whose product is annotated as dishevelled binding antagonist of beta catenin 2. Lineage: Eukaryota; Metazoa; Chordata; Lepidosauria; Squamata; Viperidae. Gene Ontology annotation, cellular component: cytoplasm. Gene Ontology annotation, biological process: negative regulation of nodal signaling pathway. The record is from RefSeq and is a predicted model, not a curated record. The transcript has 4 exons. Bases 1 to 2475 code for a protein of 824 amino acids.
AUGCUCUCGGGGAGGCAGCAGCAGCAACAGCGGCCGGGCGGCUGGGACCGCUGCAGGGUCAGCGAGAGACUGCAAGCCGCCCUGGCUGGCCUCCAGGAACUCCAGGUGCUGCGGGAAAAGCAGCGGGCGCUGGUGAGCGAGGCUUUGGCCAUGCAGCGCCCAGCCGAGGAGAGCCAGGCACAGAACAAGGAGCAGCGCUUGGAAGCCACCCUCAGCGCCCUGAAGGAGCAACUGUCACGGUUGAGGAGACAAGAUGUGGGAUUGAAAAGUCAUCUGGAUCAAUUGGACCAGCAGAUCAGCGAACUGAAGUUGGAUGUCGGCAAAACUUCCAUUGAAUAUUUUGAUAGUGAUAGUAGGCCCAGUUCAGGUUUUUAUGAUCUGAGUGAUGGCGGCUCCUGCUCUCUAUCUAAUUCCUGCACAUCUGUCUUCAGUGAAUCCGUUUCCUCCUCCCAUGCCAGUUUGUUACCAAGUUCUCAGCUUUCCAGAACCCAUCUUAGCAUCUUUGAUUACCGACCCAAAUCUGCAGAUGAAACCACAGUGCGCACCCAGUUCCAACAGGAGGGACCUCAUAACAGUGAUGGAUGCCAAAGCAAAGCCUGCCUAGAUGUUUCAGGCACUCCAAGCAAGUCUAGACCAAGGCCUGUUUCUACUGGUGACCUUGAAAGACUCGGCGUGGUGGAUGCCGGAUUUCCAAAAGUCACCGACCUCAAGGCCUCUCCUCAGCUUGGUUCAGGAGGGGAAGUCCAAUUUUAUUGCAUGGACCCCAAAUACCAAAGCAAUUUGGUCUCUAAAAGUGGGAACGAUGUGUAUCCUUAUCCUAGCCCUCUUCAUGCAGUUGCUUUACAGAGUCCCCUUUUCUCCCUGGCAGAAACAGAGGGCCGCCCUUUACCUAAUAAAGGUGCAUCUCAUCUCACGGGGCCCAGCUUGAUUAAGACUAGGCCACUUAUAGAACUCAGGCCAAGGGGUUAUAUCAACAAACUGCUACAGUUGACACGCAGCAAAGGAAACUAUCCUGCCAGCUAUCCUGCCGAGUUCAGUGAGAAGGGUCCAGCAAAGAAUCAGCCACUCACAAUGCUGCAGAGACUCAUUAUUAUCCCCAGUCCUGGUGGAGUGAAAAUUAACAGCAGUAGCAGCCAGCUGGAAAAACAGGGAGCCCUACUGCCUUGCAAUAAAAGCGAAGGGAAGCCACCAAGGGAUGUACCUGAAGGGGAAUGUGCCAAACAGCUAGAGACUGUGCAUUGUGUGAAUGUAGAGCAGACAGCUUCACUGGCUGACACAGAGUCUUUGCCAGCUGUGAAUGGCUGUUAUCCUGCUAAGCCACCUGUGUGGGACUCUCCUGUCAUUGAGGCUGGGGAAAGCAGCCUAGAACGCAGCUUUUCCAGCUCACCAUUUGGAGUUGAUGAUUCCAACUUGAGCCUCCCAAACACGUGGGUGGCUUCAGCCAAAAAAUCUCACAAGAAAUCUCCGAGAGCCAUAAAGCCUGACGAUCCCGAGUCUGGGCCUCAGGAGGAGUUGGUUCACGCCAAGUUUGUCCCUACCGAGUCCCAUCAAGUUCGAGUCAGGUUUGCUCAUUCUAAAAUGAAGCCUGUGAAGAUGAAGAGGAGGAAUAGUGAGAAGAUGCUGAGGCCGGGCAGGCAGGUGCUCUAUAUGGAGAAGCCACGUGGGGUUCACCAGCUUGCUGCCAAGUUGCCUCUUGAGUGGAGUUUGUCUCAGAGACAGCUCAGGGGAAGGCAUCUGAUUCGGAGGCCUACCUUCGCAGGGGAAAGCACCGGCAGAUCUUGCUCCGAAUCCAGUCUGUAUCCUGUGCCAUUUGGGAUCCCUCAAACACUGUCCAGGUCUGAACUCUGCAGAGCGUCUGCUAAUGCCGUGUAUUCUCUUGAAGCAGCUUAUUCUGACCCAGAGAUUAAAAAAAAGCAGCGCAAAUGGCAAUCCACAGUGGAGAUCUCGGCAAAAACCCAAGUUUCCAGCCUUUCUAGCAGCCUUGCCUUGGGACCACCGAAACAGGGAAGGCGAGCUGGGAUUUUGCGUAGUGUAACCAUGAGAGCCGAGUCCAAAAAAAGCCUCCCUUUUCAUCCAGGGGCCUAUGCCAAAAGCGAGUCUGACCAUUCAGAGUAUUCUGCUGAGUGUGCAUCACUUUUCCACUCCACCAUUGCGGAGACCAGCGAAGGAGAAAUUAGUGACUAUACAACCAACCGCUUUGGGGACAGUGAAUCCAGUGACAGUGAUUCAGAGGAGGGCAGCAGCAGUGGCAGCAGCAGCGGCAGCAGCCUGACUCUUGAUUAUGCUGAUGAGAUCCAGGAGCAUGAGAUGAUCUGGCCCACGUCCACGGGCAAGCAGGCGGCAGCAGCCGGUCAAGUCUUGGCCAAACCUCUCCCACCAGUGCCCAAACUCUGCCGGAUCAAAGCAUCAAAGGCUCUCAAGAAGAAAAUUAGGAGAUUCCAGCCUACUUCCCUGAAAGUGAUGACCAUGGUUUAAAAGGGGAGGAAGAUGAUGGUUCGGUCAGCUGCUUGUUUCCCCGUUUGCAAAGCCAAGGAAGAUUGGUACUGUAAAGGAUUCUUGGAUCUUCGAUUUCAAGUCAAGGUGGUUGUUGGGGGUUUGUUUUUUUGUUUUUGUUUUUUUGCAUUUGUUUAAUGCCUGUCUAAGUGACACUGUGUUCCUUUUUCUGUUCCGUAAGUGUGCUUCCGUGGCUUCAUACCUAACCCUACUUCAUUCCAUUCUAAUAGCUACUAAGUGUUUAGAUUAUGUGUCCCAUUCAUCCAAGUCCUGAUGAAUUGAGGGAAGAAGGCAUAGCCUAUAAUGCAUGGGGGGGAUUUCCCAAGGUUGGCAGGUGUGUUUGUCUAUGUGUGUAAGAUUGCUUUCUUGCCAGAGAUGGCACUGCAACGUGUUUUCUUGGAAGAUCACUCAUUGUCAAAAGAGCUCAUCAUCUCAUCUUCUCUUUCCCCAUGGUCAUCCAUAUUAAUGAGCAGCAAGGCAAGAUAUAGAUUGCGAAAAUGAACAAUAAUAAUCAUUAUCACCAUUGCUUAUUCCGUAAAACUUGUCCAUUUGUUUCAGUUUUCUGGGGUCAGAAAGUUGUGCAUGGCUCAGAGGAAGGUUUGGAUAUGAUUCUUGGCCAUCUCUAAAUUCAGAAGGUUACAUAAUGUUCUACAAUAUAGAAUACCAUCUUUUGAUAUUGAGAUGUUUGCAUCUUCUGGACUGGGUAAACUGCACCCCAAACUGUGCCACAGCACAUUACCAACUCAGAUUUAUUGCAGGCUCAAUAAAUGUUAUGAUCUACAAAG